Exophiala spinifera is the source of this 1596-nucleotide messenger RNA. RefSeq lists its product as uncharacterized. The transcript has a single exon. The record is from RefSeq and is a predicted model, not a curated record. Lineage: Eukaryota; Fungi; Ascomycota; Eurotiomycetes; Chaetothyriales; Herpotrichiellaceae. The coding region runs from base 1 to 1596 and encodes 531 amino acids.
AUGGCUUCAACAUCUCACCCAAACUCACCCGCCUCCACUCCGGAAGACAACUAUGGCUUUAUAGAAUCAAAUAUAGCCAUUCCUGCACCAAGCCAUGGUCAAGAAGAGAAUUUCGCUCUCGAUUCCCCUUAUCCAAGAUCCCAAACAGAGUCUUCAGAAGCCACUGCGUGCUCUCCUAUCAGCUCCCAAGUCGUGUUCCAGAAAUACUGCGCUGUUCACGACCGAACGUCUUCCAAAUCCAUCUCGACCAUGGUCCACGAAACCCAUCCUACGCCCACAACCACAAUGCCGGACAAGAAGUACCACCGCAUUUUGCGUAACAUACGGUGGACUGUCAUGUCGGUCUAUCGGCGACUCAACAUCCUGGUCCUCACUAUAAACAUAUCGAUUAUCAUAGCGCUGGCUACACAACAUAAGCUCCUGACCAUGUCACCCGCCACAGCGGCGACAGCUGUGUCGGUCAACAUCCUGUUGGGUGUUUUGAUCCGACAAGAACUCGUCGUUAACGCUCUCUUCUGGACAUUUGGGAAAUGUCCUAAGUGGUUUCCGCUUCGGGUUCGCCGCCUGGCUGCAAAAAUAUACCAUCUGGGCGGCGUACAUAGUGGAGCAGGAAUGUCAGCCGCACUCUGGUUCGCUUUCUUCAACGCUGCCAUUGUUCGGGCGUACAAACACAAGCGGCUGUACCUUCACCAAGCAGCAGUAUCUGCUCUCACGGUAUUGCUUGACGUCCUCUUUAUGUCAAUUCUAUGCACAGCACACCCAGCAAUACGCUCACGCCUCCACAAUUUGUUUGAGCUCAUUCAUCGCUUUGCAGGGUGGUCCGCAGUGAUCUUGAUAUGGACGCUCUUCGGGUUGCUCUCAGAUGCAGAAGCUCACAGCAAAAAUGUCACAGUAUUGGAGGCCAUGAUCUACAGUCCAGCCUUUUGGGCUCUCAUCAUUAUUACAAUUUCCAUUGUACUCCCAUGGAUCUGGCUACGAAAGGUCUCCGUUCACGCAGAGCCGCUUUCUGACCAUGCGAUUCGUUUGCACUUCACAUACACCAACCUCCCACUGUGUGCUGCACCUCGACUCUCGGACAGCCCGCUUCUGGAAUGGCAUGCAUUUGCAGGAAUACCCGCUGAAGAUGGCCAGGGGUUUUCUGUCCUUGUGUCGAAAGCCGGUGACUGGACAUCACGUCUGAUCAGAUCGCCGCCCACCAAACUCUGGGUCCGUGGUAUCCCAACGAUGGGAGUACUACACAUCGCUCCAAUCUUCAAAAGAACGGUUCUCGUUGCCACAGGUUCCGGCAUCGGACCUGUUCUAUCAUUAUUAAACAAGCGGGAUAUUUCCUGUCGGAUACUAUGGUCAACUCCCCAUCCUGAGCGUACCUACAAAACCGGCGUCAUCGAAGCUGUUCAAAGAGCUGAUCCUGAAGCCCUCAUUAUCAACACUACGGUUGCUGGUCGUCCUGAUCUGGCUCGAUACACCUACGACUUGUACAAGUCAUCUAGUGCUGAGGCUUGCUUCAUCAUCUCCAACCCAAGAGUGACAAGACGCGUGGUGUACGCUUUGGAGUCUCGGGGUGUGCCAAUAUUUGCUCCAAUUUUCGACUCUUGA